Messenger RNA from Vigna radiata var. radiata (mung bean), 1328 nucleotides. Its product is annotated as P34 probable thiol protease. Gene Ontology annotation, molecular function: cysteine-type endopeptidase activity. The coding region runs from base 37 to 1170 and encodes 377 amino acids. The transcript is spliced from 4 exons. The record is from RefSeq and is a predicted model, not a curated record. Gene Ontology annotation, cellular component: lysosome. Lineage: Eukaryota; Viridiplantae; Streptophyta; Magnoliopsida; Fabales; Fabaceae.
ACUAACAAAACAUAUCAUAAAAUUUUCAACCAGGUCAUGGAUUUCUUUGUGUUUCUUCUUUUCUCCCUCUUGGGUCUCUCUUCUGCUUCUAGUUCCAUAUUGGACCUUGACCUAGCCAAGUUUACCACACAGGAACAGGUGUCAACACUCUUCCAACUGUGGAAAAAGGAGCAUGGACGUGUCUACCAGAACCAAGAAGAAGAUGCAGAAAGGCUUGAGGUUUUCCAUCAGAAUUUGAACUACAUCAGGCAAAUGAAUGCAAACAGAAAAUCAACCCAUUCCCAUCGUUUGGGGUUGAACAAGUUCGCUGACAUCCCUCUUGAAGAGUUGAGCAAAAUGUACUUGCAAGAUCCGAAGGAUGUGUCACAGCACGUCAACAUGGCCAACAUGGCCAACAAGAAAAUGAAGAAGGAAAAAUUCUCUUGUGACGAUGCACCUUCAUCAUGGGACUGGAGAAAGAAGGGUGUCAUCACAGAAGUAAAGAACCAAGAGCACUGCGGAAGUGGAUGGGCCUUUUCUGCCACUGGAGCCAUAGAAGCAACAAAUGCAAUAGUUACAGGCAACCUUGUUAGCGUUUCUGAACAAGAACUCAUAGAUUGUGCGUAUAAAGCCAGCGGUUGUGAGGGUGGAUAUCACUUCCAUGCAUUCGAAUGGGUUAUAGAAAAUGGUGGGAUUGCCACAGAAGUUGAUUAUCCUUAUAGAGCGGAAAAUGGAACCUGCAAAGCCAAUAAGGCACAAAACGCGGUUACAAUUGACAGUUUUGAUGGUAUAAUAUUAACAAAUCAUACUUCAGCAGCAGAAUCAGACGAAGCACUGUUGUGCGCCACCUUUGAGCAACCAAUUAGUGCGGCCAUGGACGGAAGGGAUUUCUUUUUCUACACUGACGGCAUAUAUGAUGGAGGAAAUUGUUCAAGUCCAUUUGGGAUAAACCAUUUUGUUUUAAUUGUGGGUUAUGGCUCAGUGGAUGGUGUAGAUUAUUGGAUCGUGAAAAAUUCAUGGGGAAAAGAUUGGGGUAUGGAUGGUUACAUUUGGAUUCAAAGAAAUACAGGCGAUCUGGGGGGAGUUUGUCUGAUGAACUUUUUUGUUGCUUUCCCAAUCAAAGAGAAAACAGCGACACACGUCUCUCCGCGCGUUAAACCUUAUCAAGGAGUGGAUUACUCUCCUCUUUGAACUAUGAACUUCGUAUUCAUCAGUGCUUGUUUUCUUAGAAACAAGCAUCCUAUGUUUGAUUCUGUAUGACCAUAAUAAGCCUUACACAUUCUACUUGUAUUGUGAGAGGCAAAAAUAAAACGCAGCUUGUUUUCUUCGAAUAAUAAUGUUAACGGAAC